AUGGAGUUGAAGAGUGCAGGUUUACAGCUCGAAGAACAGGCAUGGAUGUGGUUCGGAUAUGGUUGGACAGUACACUGGUUCACGAGAUGUAUGGGGGAGAGCAUCAUCACCGACCACGCCGCAAACCUCACAACGAGCCUUGUUUGGGAAGGCUCCUUGGAUGAGUACCCGUCUUUGUAUAAAGUACGCACAGAACCGCAGCCAUUUAUCUAA
Molecule: messenger RNA, 213 nt
Organism: Parastagonospora nodorum SN15
Lineage: Eukaryota; Fungi; Ascomycota; Dothideomycetes; Pleosporales; Phaeosphaeriaceae
Exons: 3
Coding region: 1-213 (70 amino acids)
Source: RefSeq, a predicted model, not a curated record